Molecule: messenger RNA, 1224 nt
Organism: Bathycoccus prasinos
Lineage: Eukaryota; Viridiplantae; Chlorophyta; Mamiellophyceae; Mamiellales; Bathycoccaceae
Gene: ALG2
Product: glycosyltransferase family 4 protein, putative alpha-1,3-mannosyltransferase ALG2
Exons: 11
Coding region: 1-1224 (407 amino acids)
Molecular function (GO): GDP-Man:Man(1)GlcNAc(2)-PP-Dol alpha-1,3-mannosyltransferase activity; alpha-1,3-mannosyltransferase activity
Source: RefSeq, a predicted model, not a curated record
AUGGAGGAAAAGCGAGUUUUAGGAUUCAUUCACCCUGAUUUGGGAAUAGGUGGUGCUGAACGUCUAAUACUUGAUGCUGCAACAGAGCUUCAAAGAUGUGGUCACAAAGUUCAUUUAUACACUGCGUAUCAUGAUCUUGCACGUUGCUUUGAAGACACACUACAUAUCGGUGGUAAAAGAUGUGACUGGAUUCAUGUUAGUGGUAGCUGGAUCCCACGUCAUUUCUUUGGCUUUUUUCACAUCUUUUUCGCUAACCUUCGUUGUUUUUGGCUAUCGAUAGUAUUGAUAUUCUCUAGAAGAAAGACUCAAAUCGAACUCAUAUUUGUGGAUCAGGUCUCUUUGCCAGUGCUGAUUGUGAGGUGUCUCUCAAACAUCCGAACAAUAUUUUAUUGUCACUAUCCUGAUUCACUACUAGCACCAAGAAACUCUAUUAUUAGAAUGUUGUACAGAUUUCCUUAUGAUCUGUUGGAAAAAUAUUCAACACUGUGUGCACAUAAAAUUCUUGUUAAUAGUAAGUUUACAGCGCAGAAGUUUCUGAACGCCUUCCUGAAUGUUGAGUCGCUGGAUUGUCCAGAUGUAUUGUAUCCAUCGGUACAACUUAUGAGCGUAGCCAAUACCGUCAAUUUAUCUGACCAAAAUUAUAAGUCUUUUUUGACAAUUAAUCGGUUUGAGCGAAAGAAAGACAUUUUUCUGGCAAUACAUGCUUAUGUUCACAUGCUGAGUAUGCAUAAAGAAUCCGAUCUAUGUAAGACUAGACUACUUGUAGCCGGAGGGUAUGAUUCUAGGUUAGUAGAGAAUGUGGAACAUAUUAGUGAACUGUCAAGGGAAGCGAAACGCUUAUCUCACAGAAAAAGUGUUACUUUUCUCCCUUCAAUAAGCUCUAACCGUAAAAGAAAAAUACUCAUGGAAUCUUUAUGCUUGUUGUACACCCCGAUGGAGGAACAUUUCGGGAUAGUUCCGCUUGAAGCUAUGAGUGUAGGUACACCAGUCAUUGCUGUUGAUAGUGGCGGUCCCAAAGAAACAGUUGAAAAUGAAGAAACGGGUUUUUUAUGUUCCUCAAGUUCGAAGGAGUUUGCAGAGGUUAUGUAUCGCUUGUGCAAUGAUCCGAAGUUAGCUAGUUCCAUUGGAUCUUCUGGACAAUAUCAUGUAUGUCGCAAUUUUGAUCGUACCGAGUUCGGGGUGAAAUUGAGUAAGAUAGUUGAAGGAGUGCUAAAAUCUUCAUAA